Molecule: messenger RNA, 33135 nt
Organism: Pelobates cultripes (western spadefoot toad)
Lineage: Eukaryota; Metazoa; Chordata; Amphibia; Anura; Pelobatidae
Source: the annotation of a GenBank genome assembly
GCCACAGAUAGACCCAGAGAUAUACAGGCACACAGGCAGACAGGCAGACAGCAAGCCAUACAUUCAUACACACACACACACUAAGGGAUGUGAGGGAGGGACAGACUACGAGAACAUACGGCUCAAACUGGAAUAAGACUAAACUUUAGAGAAAAACAGUUACAGAGUAACAUAAACAGGGAUACAUUCUAAUUAAAAACAUAAAAAGUUCCAAAGCCAUUAAGUAUCAAACAAGAAGCUAAAGAAAGUAAACAGUUACAUAAGAGUCACUUGGGACCACUUGAGAGUGAAUCCAUAGACACUGAUACAUAGAUAGAGGAGCUGUUUUGGGGAUGAGUGCUGCUGAGCAGGCUAUAAGGAUGUUCACUCACAAUAUAGUGUGGACCAGGCUCAUCCCUUUAUUCAUUGCCCGUUGGAUGCCUUGGCUGUUACUCCUGCUGUGCAUGAAAGGAUGUAUGUCAUCUCUUGGGUCCUCUAACCCUCUGUUCUCCAAGGACAGGCGUGUGACCCGUGAAGAUUCAGCAGGACCUGUGAAUACCCUGUCUGACCCUCUGUCCCUGCACAUGAUGAAGUUGUACGAGAAGUACAGUCGGGAGGCAAGCAGACCCCGUGAUGGGAACACAGUAAGGAGCUUCAGGGCACAGCUAGGUAAGGACACCGUUUAAAGGUAUUAUUAACCGAACAUAGGCUUGUAUUGCAUUACAAAUUGUAAAAAAGCAUGUAAAAAAAAAGUUGAUCUUACAAAAAAAAAAAAAAAUUACUCCCAUAGUCACAGCUCGGCUAUUUUAUCUACAUUUUGAUAUUUGAUUAUCAAUUCACUGUAAUGUGAUGUUUGGUGAAUAAAGGACAUAGAAGCAACAAAAAUAAUCAGGAGCUGAGCUACUACACUUUGCUCGCUAAACAGUGAAUUGCAGAAGGUAAGCAAAAAUAGCAAAGUCCGAAAAAAGUAAAUCUCCCAAUUUUUUUAUAGUCACAGCUGAGCUAUUUUAGCCUGAAUCUUGUAAUCUGUUUUUCAGGUUUCUCUUUGCAAUUCACUAUUUAGUAAAUAACACCAUUUUAUCUGGAAUGCUUGCUAUGCUCUGUGUGAGAAGAGCUCAUGCCCAUACCAUCCUAUAUAAUGCCUUAUUUUAAAGCUAUAGUAAGCCAGUUAUUUAGAUUUGUAAAAUGUCAAUGGAUGGAUGAGUGAUGAGUGACGAUAUUGAACGUUUCAAGUGACUCUUAGCUUUCAAGAUUCUACUCAAAAAGCAAUAUCAUGAAGCAAUCAUAUAAUAGAAAUCGAAUGGCUAGAUUAAAAAACAAUUCAAAAUUUCUCAUGUCUGAGCUGUUGAUUUUCAAACUCAGUGAUACCCAAGAGUUCAUGAAUUUUAGGGUGAUACAAAAAAUGUAAAAAAAAAAUUAAAAAAAAAUGGCAUAUGUCUUCAAGUCAAAUGUGUACACAAACUAUGUUGUGGGUGUGGAAGUAACCAUUUAUCACCUUAAUGAUAACUAAAACUAGUGCUAAGUAUUAAUGUAUUCACCUAUUUUUAUUACAACUGCAAAAGCCCCAGAUUAAAAACUUAUUCUUAACAGAAAAGUAUAGUCAGUUACAAAAUUAAAAGGAAUCACAUGGAAAACAAUGGGGUGUUUCUAAUGGUGCCUUGGUUUCCACGGUGAUAGCUCCACUUUUAGAGCACUGCUCCUAUUAGUGACAUUAGUGACAAUUUGUUCAAUCCCCCCACAUAUCUGAAAAAGAUUAAUGGAGAUGUAUAGAACUCCUGGUAAGAGAGAAAAAUAGUUCUUAAAUGGGGCAACCAUUAAAAUAACUUUUAAGUGAAAAACUGGGGCAAUCAGCCCACAUGUUAAAUUGUUUAUUUAAAGUGAUUGUCCCGCUUUGCAAACCUUGCCCAUUUUGGGUUAUAUAAAUGUAACGGGACAUCAAUUCUAAUGCAAACAUUCUGACAGUAAAGUAACAAAUUCAGUUUUUUCCACAUUUCUUGCUCCACUUUUAGAAAUUUGCCCCUGAGUUACUUUCUAUAAAGAACCCCAAUUGUUUAAUUUCUAAUCCACAGUGACAGCCAUCAACUGGAUACAUGGGAUCUUGUCUCCCUGGCUCAGGGCACUGGAAAUCAAAUCACAUAAUAUUGGUACUGUGACUCUUGAAUGACCCUGUUUGUAAUGUGCUUUGGGACAUCUGAGCUUUUCCAGUAGAUUGUCAUGUAAAUAUCUUCCUAUAAUUGAUGGACACAUGAAAGGUCUAGAAAUGUAUACAAAUAGGAUCUGAGAACAUUUUACUGCAGCAAUGACUUACACCUGCUCCUCUUAAAUAAUAAAAAAAGAUUAAUCAACUUAAAUAUUUAAUGUCAAUAUGUACCCUAAAGCUUCAUGAUCUAAUCGGUAUCCCCACCAGGCCACCCUUGCUUAUAUAAGAGUAUUUUCUAAAUCUUUACAAUUCAGGGGUCUAGAAAAUCUCUUUUUUUUUCCACCUUGUAUGGAUCUCAGUAAUGUAAGCAAUGCUGUGUUCAUUUGGUUGAUGCUAUAUUGAUAUUGACAUCAUGACAUGGCAUUAACCUUUCCUUUUUUUUCUUACAGACCCUAUGGUUUCACGUUCCACCUAUAAAUUCAACUUAACAUCUCUCCAAGAGUCUGAGGUAGUCUUGGUUGCCACUCUUCAUUUUGCUCCCGAAAAGGUUAAUCGUCCUGCAAGAGAGGCAUUCUGCAAGAGGUCCAAAAACUCUUCUUGCCGUAUUCUCUCCCCACAAUUUCAGUGGAUCAGUGUUGUCUUCAAGAGUGCUCUUCACAACACAGAUCUAGGCUCAGUGAAAUGGAACAUCACCAACAAUCCACCAUACCGGAGAGCAACUUGGCAUGCCAAAGACAUUACCAGCAUUAUCCGGUCAACCCAGAGGGAGCAAGACUUGGUGAUAUCAGUUGAUAUAGACUUUGGGGAUAAGUUUCCUGCCACUUAUGAAAAUGCCCCUAAUGAUCUGCCAUACAUUUUGGUCUUUGCAAAUGAUAGGGCAAUUUCAGAGCCAAAUAGUGUGGCACUGACCUUACAGAGAUAUGACACAUCACAAACAAAUGGUGGAAAUCCAAAAAACUCACCCAAUGCAUCUUCAGAAAGCAGGGUGAGGAGAGAUGCUAGCAGUUUUGUUGGUUCUCCCCAUGAUAAUGAACUUCCAAAUGUUAAGUAUGUACGGUACGGUAAGCAAGAUCUUUGGGACACCACAUACAAAUCUCUGAAACACAAAGCACCAAGGAAAGAGAAAAAGAAAAAGGGUCAAGAGAAUGCAGAUACAUUGCCUAAAUCGCCUGUUCUGCACUUUGAUGAGAGGACUAUGAAGAAAGCAAGGAGGAGACAGUGGGAUGAACCCAAGGUCUGCUCACGCAGGUACCUAAAGGUGGACUUUGCUGAUAUCGGAUGGAGUGAGUGGAUUAUAUCCCCCAAGUCAUUUGAUGCUUACUACUGCUCUGGUACUUGUGAAUUCCCCAUGCCAAAAGUAAGUAUACCCAUCAUUAUUAAUUAUAAUGUGCUAAAACGUAAUUGGUAUGGUUAUACAAAUACUAUACAGCCUCUUGCUAUAAUCUUGCUUUUCUCUAUAAACGCUCAAUACCAAUUAUCUUAUUGAUUACUAUGAAAUCUAAUUUGUAUCACAUAAUAUUGAUUGAUGACUACAUAAGGACAUAUUUAUUAGGAUACUUUAAAAACAAACAUAUGCACACACAUUUUAACUUAUAAUGUUGGCCUUUAAUAAGUGUAUAUGUAUGUUGUAUGUGCAUGUUGUUUUCAUUUUAUUUAAUUAUUUAUUGAUAGUAGAAUAGUUACAUAGUUACAUAGCUGAAUGGAGACUUGCGUCCAUCAAGUUCAGCCUUCCUCACAUAUGUUUUUGCUGUUGAUCCAAAAAAAGGCAAAAAACCUAGUCUGAAGGCUUCUAAUUUUGCAACGAAAAUUCCUUCUUGACCCCAAAAUAGCAGUCAGAUGUCUCCUUGGAUCAAGCAGCUAUUACCCCACUAAUUAGAAAUUAUAUCCCUGUACGUUAUGUUUUUGCAAGUAUUUAUCCAAUUGCAGUUAAAACAUCUGUGUAGACUCUGACAAAACCACCUCUUCAGGCAGAGAAUUCCAUAUCCUUAUUGCUCUUACUGUAAAAAAAACUUUUCUUUGCCUUAGAUAAAAUCUAAUUUCUUCCAGCCUAAAUUAAGUUGCAUGGCUUGCAUGGCUCUUCUGGUAUUCAUGCUCAUUUAUCUAUCUACAAUUAAAGGAACACUGUAGGCACUAUAACAAUUUUAUCUUAAUGAAGUUUUAUAGUGCCCUCAGUCAUAUCCCCCCUGGCCUACCCCACUGUAAACCCUUUGUGUUACUAAAUAGAAGGCUUGGAAGCAAGACUUCAAACCACAGAUCUAAGCCCUCUGUGUGUGUGGGUAAUAUGAUUUCCCUGCUCUCAUACUGUAACAUACAGUGAUGUCACAUGCGCAGUGCCAUCAUGGUAUUUAAGUGCGUUUGAUAUGUUUUGGCCUAAUAUGCAUGCUUUAUUUUUUCCCUAUUCUAAUCUAUUUAGUUCUACUAAACAAGAAAAUAUUUAUUUACACUGUAACUCCACUACCUUAGUCACUAUCUAUUGUCACAAAGCAACUUCCUUAAUAGAAGUAUUCUUUAUAUGUACUUAGCCAAUAAAAGAUCAGUGUGAGCUGAGCUGCUGACAUGUCUCCACCCCAUCAGCUCAAACAGAUCUUUCAUUGACUGAACUACACUGUUUACCUUAAAGGGACACUAUAGGCACCCAGACUCUUUAGCUAAUAUAUGUUGUCUGGGUGCAUAGUUCCAGGUCCCUUAACCAUGCAAAGGUAAUUAUUGCAGUUUUUAAUAAACUGUAAUAACUACCUUAAGUGUUAACUCCACCUCUAGUGGCUCUCUACCAGUUAGGUGACUUUUGGUCGCCUAACUGAUGAUGGAUGUCAUCACGCUAUGCAAAACGCUAUAGGAAAGCAUCAUACAAUUCUUUUUGACCUCUCUGCUGCUUUUGACACUGUUGAUCAUCUUCUCCAAACUCUUCAAUCACUCGGUCUCCGUGACUCUGUCCUCUCAUGGUUUUCUUCCUAUCUCUCCCAACGCUCAUUCAGCGUCUCCUUUUCUAAUGAUACCUCCACUGUUUGUCCUGUCUCAGUUGGAGUCCCUCAAGGCUCUGUCCUUGGUCCCUUUUUUGUUUCUCUUUACACUGCCUCUCUUGGCAAGCUCAUUACCUCUUUUGGAUUCAAAUACCACCUGUACGCUGAUGACACCCAGAUAUAUCUCUCCUCCCCAGACCUCUCCCCUGAUGUCCUGCAACGUGUCACCUCUUGCCUUUCUUCUAUCUCUGAUUGGAUGUCCUCCCGCUUUCUGAAACUGAAUCUUUCCAAAACAGAACUUCUUGUGUUUCCUCCUCCUAAUAUUAAUCCUCCUCUCUCGCUCUCCCUUCAGAUUGGUGGUACCCAUAUCAGCCCAUCCUUACAAGCACAUUGUCUUGGUGUUACUUUUGAUUCUGGCCUGAACUUUGAGCCUCACAUCGGGUCUGUUGUCAAAUCAUGCCAAUUCCACCUCAAAAACUUCGCCCGCAUCCGCCCCUUUCUUACACAAGAUGCUACUAAAGAGCUUGUCCAUGCUCUAGUAAUCUCUCGCAUGAACUAUUGUAACUCUCUCCUAAUUGGUCUUCCUAAUAGCCGUAUUGCCCCGCUACAGUCUGUGAUGAAUGCUGCCGCCAGACUGAUUUUCCUCUCUAUUCGGUCCUCUCACACCUCACCCCUCUGUCAGUCCUUACAUUGGCUUCCUGUAUCUUAUAGGAGUCGAUUCAAAGUGCUAACCCAUACCUAUAAAGCACUGAAUAAUCUUAGCCCCUCUUAUAUCUCCUCACAGAUCCAUAGGUAUGCCCCUUCUCUGUCUCUCCGCUCUGCCCGUGACCUUCUACUGUCCGCUGCUCGUACCCGUACGGUCAACUCGCGCUUGCAGGACUUUUUGCGGGCGGCUCCCAUCCUAUGGAAUAGCCUGCCUACCGCCAUCAGACUCUGCCCUAGUCUUCAAUCAUUUAAGAAGUGCCUUAAAACUCACUUCUUUAGGAAAGCCUAUGGCCUCCCAGACUAACAUACCUGUCUCUUGCUCUCUCCUAAAGGGCAGCACUCUACUCUCUCCUCCAGCUCUGCUUCACUUCUGCCUAUUUUGACUUCUAUUCCCUGUCCUAAUGUGUUUUAUACCCCACCUCCUAUAGACUGUAAGCUCGUUUGAGCAGGGCCCUCUUCAACCCUUCGUUUUUGUGAGUUUUCUUGUAAUUGUCCUAUUUAUAGUCAAAUCCCCCCUCUAAUAAUAUUGUAAAGCACUACAGAAUCUGUUGGCACUAUAUAAAUCGCAAUAAUAAUACAUGCUUUCCAAUGAGGUAAAUACUAAUGUGAGUUCGGCCAUUGAAGAGUGGAGCCGAAGCCAGAAGGUGAGGGACAUCGGCGCUAGACUCAGGUAAGUGACAGAGGGAGGGGUGCGCGAGUGAUGUGGGCACUAUAGGGAGCCAAAGUGCCAGGAAACAACUUUGUUUUCCUAAUACUGUAAUUUCCCUUUAAAAGCAAGAAAAUGUUUUGACUAAAGGGGCGGUGAGGAUAAAGGGUGGAGUUAUGCUGCAGAAAGAUGCAAAACAUUUUAUAAAUAGAUAUAUUAAUAGAUGGAUGUGUGGCAGAUACAUGGUAUCAUAUGGUAUCACUGGCAUAAGUAUAUUGUUCUGCAGUCAGAAAGUUGGUUGAGCACAAUAUACGGAUAUCCAAUCCACAGCAGUUAGGGUGUCCAGGGUUGACUAUGGUAUGCAGACAUACAUCAAUUGCCCAUGGUAUGCAGACGCACUACAUAGGGAGAAGUCAUACAAGGUUAUUCACUAAAAUGAGCAUUCAAAGUGUAUUUCAAAUUUAAGACCUUGGUGGCUGAACUGAAAACAUAGCUGACUUGUUUACAGUUCGACUACAUUAAAUUUAAAUUUGAAAUUCACUAAUGUGAGUUUCCUAUACUUGUUACAAACUUCAGUUCAUUAAUCAGUUAGAAGUGAGAUAUAUUUUUUGUAAGUUGUUUUCAUAAUACUCUUUAGUAAAACCAGAGCGUAGGACAGAGCUGCAAUUCUGAGAUGUUCAAAGUAAUAGAUUACUGAUUGUAUGCUAAGACCCGAUGUCAGCACAGAGGGUCUAAGAUUAAUGGCAUAGCCUCACAUUAGUAUCAUGCACAUCAAGAGCUGGAGUGCAGCGUACAUGAUUUGCAUACACACUGUGAAAAUCCAAGUCACCCGAUAGGUACCUGAUUGUAAGUGGAGGCAUGCAUGGGGUAGAGUGUAGAACACAGGGGUGAAAGCAGACUUAGGGGCUUUAAGGAGAGGGAAAUAGAUGGUGGGGGGUAGGACAAGGGUAAAAGAGGAAAAGGUUGACAGGACGAGAUGUAAGGGAAAGCAGACAAGAGCACAUGUAAGGGAAGGUAGGCAUGAGGAGAUGUAAGGUAAGGAAGAAAUUAGGAGAUGUACGAGAAGACAGACAUGAGGAGAUGUAAGGGAAGGUAGACAUGAUGAGAUGUAAGGGAAGUUAGACAUGAGGAAAUAUACAAGGAGACAUGAGGAGAUGUAAGGGAAGGCGGCUUGAGGAGAUGUAAGAGAAGGCAGACUUGACAUAUUAUUCAGGCGCCCCUGCUGGCUGCCACACUUUUCUCAGGCUCCCGACCUCUCUAGGAAUUAUCUUAAUUUUAACCCCCUUACACUCAUAAUUCAUCACAAAUAUUUCAAGGACCAAUAUCGACUCCCCAUACCACACAACUGGAUUUACCAAAAUUAAGCGGUUGGCAUUACUAAACUGAGAUACACAACGGAUUAAAAUAUACUUCCACUGGUCCAUCUUACUACCAGGAAGAGAUACCUUCAGCCGAACACAACAAGCAAGGUACAUUUAAACUAAAAAAACGACUCACCUCCAUGUGUAAAUAGGGUUUUGGAUUUGAUCAUCCAUUCAGCAAUGCUCAGAUUUCAUUUCUAAACACCAAGAAAACUAAUUGAUGAAAAUUAUUUCACUAAACACAUUGUUUUUCAACUCCUGUAAUCUGACCUGCUAGUGGUUACCCUAAAAUCACUUGGCAUCUUCAAAUGGACUGACAGGGGCUGCUGUGGAGGAAAAUCAAAACUUAAAGUUCAAUCUCCUGACACUAUUACAGCUGCUCCACCACCCUGUCUACCUGCAAGCCCAAUUGGAGUGAUUCAACUUAGAAGCCACAAAAAACGCACUAUCAAAUCAAGGAAACCUCUUUGUGUGAUACCCAUUAGAAGACACACCGUUUCCAAAGUACAGAGCAAAAACUCUGAAUCCCAAGACUGUCCUAUCAGAUCAAUCCUGUGCAAUGCCAGAUCAAUAAGAAACAAAACAGCCAUUACUGCCAACCUUAUUGUAACAUGCGAAUUAGCAUGUAUUACAGAAUCAUGGCCAGAUGAAAAUGCAAGGCCUAUUCUAGAGGCAGCUAUUCCAGGCAAUUACACAGUGUUCCACUGCCCAAGACAAGAUUGCAAGGGAGGUGGGGUUAUGAUCUCUAUGAAAUCAUCCUUAAAUCCCAGACCAAUAUCAGUCCACAAACCCCAAUCUUUUGAAUGCGUAGCUGCCAGCCUCUCAAUAGAUAGAGGAUUCCAGAGACCCCCAGGAGAUGGGAAGAGAUUUCUUCAGGAACCUUUUGGCUGGCUUAAUCAUUGAACACCCCAGAUGGCUUAUAUUGGGAGACUUCAACACUUGGAUUGAUUAAACCCUAUCCUUGCGUGCACUCGCCCAAACAAAAAUCGUCGCCACUUCCAGUCUGGACUAGAAGUGUCACCAGUAACUGUAAAUUGCAUGGUUAGGGGUCUUAGCUCUAUGCGCUCCCAGGCAGAGACGGCACUCAGCCCUGGAAGCUCUUAGUCCUUACAAGGACUUCUCCCCGUUGCAUGCCCCGCAAGCUGGAACAGCAGACACAGGGGUUAAAUCUUCCCUCCCUUCAAUAACAGGAAAAACACACAGCUUUGGAGGUUAAAACACAGAACUCUGACAAUCUUUAUCUUUACUCAGGGAUACACAUUAAACCAUAUUACAUUUAGGGGGGUUACACUUUGGGGCUCAGCGCCCCUGCAAGUGAAGGGGGUUAAGGGUUGAAACCAACAUUGCUAGAUAGCCCUGGGUCCCCUCUGGGAUGCCUGCAAAAAGCGGGGCAAUAUCAGCGUCAAACGUCUAGGCCUUGAGGCUCUGUACAUUCCCGAAAUUAGUUCCAUGGCGUUGCUUGGGUAAGUCUGGCGAAUUCAAACUUUGCGCCCCAAACCAAGCAACAACCAAUCAGCUGAAAGGGCGUGAACCAAAUCGCGCCAAUCAGCAUUCAGGGGAGGAAGGAGUUUUGCUGCCCAAUCCGAAGAAAGGGCGCGAAACUCGGCUGCACCAAUCGGUGCUCAGGGAGGAGAGGGGUUUCGCCGCCAAUCAGGGGAAAGGGCGCAAAACUGGAUUGCUGCAAUACGCUGAAAGGUGCAAAACAAAUUUGCGCCAAUCAGCGCACAGGGAUGAGAGGGGUUUCGCCGCCCAAUCAGAAGAAAGGGCGCGAAACCCUGUUUGAACAAGUGCUCCUUCACCGAUUGGUCACCAGCUCCCUGCAGCGACCAAUCAGUGCUUACUUGUACCGACCAACCAGGAGAAUGGCACAAACCCAGUUUGCAUGAGCGCUCCCUCUCCCAUUGGUCAGCAUGGACUUCCAUGUGGCCAGUGGGAAUCUGUAGCCGUGACACCGACUCACGGCUCCAGAGAUUCUCUGCUGGUGCGCGUCCCCACCCAGGUAUCCACUGGAGAGAGAGUUCUCCUAGGCAGCUACAAGCCUAGCCUAAUAGCUGCCAGGUAGGGGGAUGGGAAACAAUGACUAUAGCUCCAUUGGGGAAUGGGUAGGACGGUCCCUGACAUGGGGACUGAAGACAGGGUGCGCAGGGCAGUUGGGGAUACGAAUGCUGCCCCCUGGUGACGUUCGGCUAUACGAACCGACGGCCACCCAGAGGCAGCAUGCGCCACGUUAGCGAAGUGGGAACAUUUUAACUAUACAUUCUAAAUGGAGUAUUGGGGUAGUCUGGCGCACGGUGCUCCGUGCGCCGGAGCACCCCCUUGUGGAUGAAAAGUAAAAUACAAGGGGAAACACAUAUUCAAUAAGGGAAAAUCAUAACACUACACAUUGGAGACACAAAAUCCAAAACCAAACAUAUGAAUACUCAAUGGGCAUGGCAAUUAGUGGCGGUGUCCUGCCACAAGUAGUUUGGUCAGACCACCACUCCAUUCACUUCUCCACUGUAUCACAAUCAGCCAGACAUCAGCCUCAGAACCUGAUCAAACACCACUCAUUAAAAGGGGUGAAACACAUUAACAUCACACAUUAUUAUUUAUAUAGCACCAAAAAAUUCCGCAGCGCUUUACAGUGGGUGGACGAACAAACAUGUAGUUGUAACCAGACACACAGAAACAGAGGGAUUGAGGGCCCUGCUCAAUGAGCUUACAUGAUAGAGGGAGUGGGGUAAAGUGACACAAAAGGAAAGGGUAGUAUUAGACUAAUGACAGUUGUAAGAUAGGAAUCAGUCAGGAGCUAUUAACAGUUUAAUUGAUACGCUUUUAAGAGGGUUUUAAUGAUUUUUUGAAGGAGUGGAGACUGGGUGAGCAUCUAAUGGAGGAAGAAAGUGAGUUCCACAGGAACGGUGCAGCCCUCGAGAAGUCUUGAAGGCGAGCAUCAGAGGUAGUAAUACGGACAGAAGAUAGACGUCUUCAGCAGAGUGUAAAGGGCCUUGACGGGACAUACUUGUGUAUUGGGAAUGAUAGAUCGGCGGGAGCAGCAUUAUGUAAAAAUUUGAAAGCAAGAACCCGAAUUUUAAAUUGAGCCCUAUAUCUUACAGGAAGCCAAUGUAGGGACUGACAGAAGGGCGAGGUGUGUGAGGUGCGGGCAGACAGGAAGAUGAGCCUCGCCGUUGCAUUCAUUAUGGUCUGAAAUGGUGCAUGUUGGGAGCACGUGAGACCACUGAGUAGCGGAUUACAGUAGUCAAGGUGAGAAAGGACAGUGGAAUGGACCAACACCUUAGUCGCAUCUGACGUUAAGUUGACGCAAUGUUUUUGAGAUGGAAGCGGCAGGAUUUGGCGAUAGACUAAACAUGAGGCGUGAAGGAGAGGUCGGAGUCAAAGAAAACACCAAGGCAGCAAGCCUGUGUGAUGGAGCUGAUGGUAGCACUGUUGACUUGGAGAGAGAUAGACACAGGAGUAGCAACACUUGAGCAAGGAAAGACCAGAAUUUCAGUUUUGGUCAAGUUGAGUUUAAGGAAGUGGGCAGCCAUCCAGUUAGAAAUAGCAGAGAGGAAGUCAGAGACACUAGUCAAUAGGGAUCGGGAGAGAUCAGGAGAGGACAGAUAGAUUUGUGUGUCAUCCGCAUAGAAAUGAUAUUGGAAGCAAAAGGAGCUAAUGAGUUUACCAGUAUAGAUUAGGCAGUAUAGAUUGAGAACCGUAGGGGACCAAUGACUGAACCUUGGGGGACACCAACAGAGAGCAGUUGGGGAGAAGAAGUAGAGCCAGAGAAAGAAACACUGAAAAAGCACUGGGAAAGGUAGGAGGAGCACCAGGAGAGAGCAAUCUUGUAGACCGAUACUGCGGAGGAUGAGAAGAAGCUGUUGAUGAUCAGCAGUGUCAAAGUCGCAGAAAGGUCAAGGAGAAUUAGGAUAGAGUAGUGACCACGAGAUUUUGCAGCGAGUAGAUCAUUGGAUACUUUGGUCAGUUCCGUUUCCACAGAGUGCUUAGCGCGGAAACAAGACUGAAGCGGGUCUAGCAGAGAGUUGGACUUGGGGAAGUCUGUCAAUCUCACAUACACAACUUUUUCAAGUAUCUUGGAUGUAAAAGGCAUAUGAAUCUAAGUGAUCUAAUGGGCACCUGUGAAGACCCCAGCUCCUUAGUCCGACUCCACAACAAAACCAUGAGAUAUACCCUAGAAAACACUGCACCAACACACAUACGCACUGUCAAAACCCACAACAAUGCACCGUGGUUUGAUAGCACCAUCAGAGAAAUGAAGAGACCCGGCCGUAAACUCGAGAGAAAGUGGUGCAGGACACAUGAUGCAGAGGAUAAAGCCACUCUUACCAAACAUCUAAACAAAAAUCAGUUCAAUAUAAUCUUAAUUUUUAUUACGCAAAAUUGCACUCUCCCACAAUAGACCCAGGCAACUGUUUCGCACAGUAGAAAGGCUCUGCAAACCAGCAUGCAUGCAUAGCCCCACCAACCUCUCUCAGGAUAAGUGUGAAGCAUUUGCGAUCUUCAUCAGAGACAAGAUUUCCUCAAUCCGAGCCUCUAUCACAGCAGGCCAAACAGUUACACACAAGAACCACUACAAUAGAAUGCCAGAUUGCCGCAGUUUAUGGUCCACUUUUACAAAUGUGAAUAUAAAGGGAGUAAAAAAAGAACCAUGCAAACGUUACACCCUUCUACAUGUGACUUAGACCAUUAUCCGCUUAUAUCUGCAUGCAUUGAAACACUCGCCCCAGCCCUCACAAAAAUAGUGCAGUGUUCACUGAAAACUGGAGACUUCCCAGAUACUUUAAAAAAAGCUGUGGUUAAACCACUCCUAAAGAAACCUUUAUUAGACCCAGACUGCAUGGUUAAUUACAGACCACUAUCAUUUCCAUUUCUGGGGAAAAAAAAUUGAAAAAGUAGUGGCAACUCAACUGGAGGCCCAUCUAUCAAGCUAGAACAUCUUUGAUCCUUUCCAGUCAGGUUUCAGAUGUUGCCACAGCACUGAAACACCGCUAGUCCAAGUGCUAAAUAAUCUCCUUAUGGCGACAGACAAAGUUGAUUACUCCAUCCUAAUCCUCUUGGAUCUCUCAUCUGCAUUUGACACUAUUGACCAUAGGUUUUAAUAGAACUGGUUUAAAUCUUUCCUCACUGGUAGAUCACAGAGAGUAACACCAGGAUCAAGCUCAUCGGCACCAAAAGAACUGGCCUGCAGAGUUCCACAAGGAUACAUCUUGUCUCUCAUGCUAUUCGCAAUUUACUUGCUGCCACUGGGGAACAUCAUUAGGCGACAUGGCCGAAGGUAUCAUUGUUACGCUGAUGACACACAACUCUACUUCUCCUUUGCUCCAGAUAUCACAGACCCAACAUGCAGCAUCAUCAGUUGCUUAGAAGACCUCAUAGAAUGGAUGAAUGCUAGUUGGCUUAAAGAAAACCCAGACAGAACAGAGUUGCUCUUGGUGAGGGGACCCCGGGCAACAAAAAUAUCCCAUGAUUACCUAACUGGCCUGGAGCUUUGAGGCCCCGAACUCAUCAGUUCAUCAAAGGUACGAAACCUCAGAGUGCUGAUUGACUCUGGACUAUCAUUUAAACAGCAGAUUUCCUCUGUAAUAAAAUCUACCUACUUUCAUCUGAAAAACAUAGCCAGGAUACAACACUUAAUUCCACCAGAUGAUAUAACUCCAUCGCAUUCAGACUGUACAAAAUGCAGCAGCCAGACUACUGACCAAUCAAACUCAGUCCUGCCACAUAACACCUGUUCUCCACUUCUUGCAUUGGCUUCCAAUUAAAUGGCGAACAUAUUUUAAAAUUGGCCUGCUAAACUUCAAAGCCUUAAACAAUCAAGGCCCACAGUACCUGAAAGAGCUCCUGACACCUUACAUUCCAUCCUUGUCAGUGCCGAGAAUAAAGAUAGACUCAGGUUCCAGGGCAUUCAGACACGCUGCCUCUACUUUCUGGAACUCCUUACCAUGCUCAAUCAUUGAGGCACCGUCCUUGCAGGCUUUAAAAAUAAAGCUAAAGACCCACCUCUUUCAUCAGGCAUUCAGUCCGCUCAGCUGACCUUCAGAAACUCCUAACUUUAUGUUUUUACGUUUGUAUACUUGUAAAGUAUAGGAUUGAGAAUAGGGUUAUGGUGGGGAAGAGAAACAGGAUAUGAAGAGAGUUGUAUGUAUGGCAGUGCUAGCUGGAAUUUGGAGACAGAGAGAUAAAUCAGUCUUGGAGAAAACGAGAGAGACAUCAGUUAUUGUACAGAAGGAGAGAGAACACACAUUAAUGGGUAGACUGUAGCCAUGGGGAGAACACAAAGAUGCAAGAGUCAAAGGGAAGGUGUCAAAGACAAAUUACAACUGACGCAAAAAGGAGGGAAGACACAGAAGAUAGAGGUGAAAGAAGUGUUGAGAGGGAGAGAGCAACUCAGUGAAAGAGGGAAGAAGUAUAAUACCAAUUUUUUAUGUGGUGUCAACAUAUUCUGCAGUGCUCUACAAUAGGAAACAAGGCAAACAUUUAAUUCUAACAAAACAUGUAUGACAUAUGGAAACAGUAGGUGAAGAGCAUUCUGCCCGAAUGAGCUCACAUUCUAAAGAUAUGAGAAUUCUGAGAGAUCUGGCAGACAUAGAAAAGAUGGAGUGAAAGCAGGACGUCUGACAGAAAGGAGGAGGAAAGAUAAAUGUACUGAUAUGCAAUAGUGGAGCUGUAAUAUUUUGCCUAGUGUGGUAUCUGCUGUACUUAUAAGAGGCUGCAAUGAUCAUCUGGCACUGCUGUAUGCAUUCUGUGAAAAAGACCUGCCUUCGUGACUGAUAUUUUCCUUCUGUACUGCUCCUGUGAAUAACACUAGUCUAAUAUACAAAUAGUAUAUAUUUGUUAUUCUACAAGUUAAUUAAAACAUGCUUUAAAUGGGUUUUCACUAAUCUAUUUUAUUUGGAAUAUCGGGGCUGUAAGGUUAAGAUGAUAUAUAGCAUGUUAGACACUUAUGUAUAGGCAUAUAGCACACUGACGUGCAUAUACACAUCUUUGGCAGUAAAUGUGUCGCGGCUGCUGACCCGCCGCGUGACAAGGCUGUGCCCGACCGGCACAGCCUCGCCGACAGCACGAGCUUACCUGCUCGUUGGCGAGCCGACAGCCGCUUCCCUGCAUCCUCCGGCCCUCGCACCCGGAUCCAAAAUGGCGCUGACCGUGUGGUCGCACCUAAAAAUAGCUCGGCCCCCGAAGUUUGUACUGACGUGCGCUUGACGUCACGACGUCAACGCGCACGCACGUUUUGGGGUCAGAGGUCGCCCUCUGACCAAUCAAACCUUAGAGAGGGAUAUUUAAAUCCCUAGCUCACCCCAGUACCUUGCCCUGUCGUGGUUUCCUGUUCCUGGUGUCCUGAGAGUGCUUUAUCUUUGUGAAUCUGAUUUCCUGGUAUCUUGAUCUUGGCUUUUCCCUGGUUAUUCUGAAUUCUGGUAUCCCUGACUUGGCUUGUGUUAAUGGUAUUGUGUAUUUUCUGGCUUCCUUGACCUCGGCUUUCCCUUUGACCAUUCUCUGUCUUUAGCGUAUUAGUCCGGCCAUUUUAAGAUCCGGUUUACGCUCUGUCCUUUUUAUUUUCCUUUUCUAGCCUAUGUAUAUGUUUACAUAGUUUCUGCGUUCUGGACCACACUAGUAGUCAUGACAUUACGACAGGGACAUGGAUCCUGCGGAACUAUGCAAACAUAUGAUUGCCUGUGAGAGUAGGGUGGAGGAUAUGGACCACAGGUUAGAUCAAUUUGCCCAGGCAUUUCAGACCUUGCUCCAGAGAACUGCCUAUUUAGAGGCACCUCCUGUACCAUCUGUGGUUCCGCCACCUGUAGUGGCUCCCGUGCCACAAACCACCGUCCAUAACCCUUUCACCUCCCCCUCGUUAUGGAGGUGAUUCGAAAGAAUUUAGAGGUUUUUUAAACCAAAUUGAGUACCACUUCGAGGCUUCCCCCGGUUCAUUCCCUACAGAUAGAUCUAAAACUGGCUAUCUGAUGAACCAAUUAACAGGAAAGGCUUUAACCUGGGCUAACCCAUUAUGGGAGAGUGGGAACACCGUAGCCCGUGAUUACAGUGUCUUCCUAACAGCAUUUAAGGCUACUUUUGAACCCAAAGGCAGAGAAAAGAACGCUGCCAAAGUCCUAAUGAGAAUAAAACAAGGCAGUUGCUCUGUAGCUGAUUACGCCAUAGAGUUCAGAACAUUGGCGUCCGAGGUUGACUGGACCAAUAGUGGUUUGGUGGCUGCUUUCUCAGAAGGUUUAUCCCAGAGUAUACAGGACGAAACCGCAGCUAGAGACCUUCCGGUUAACUUCAAUUACUUUAUUGCUAAUAUGAUUUAUAUCGAUAACAGGCUCAGAGAAAGAGAGAAAAACAAACAACGUAAUAGACGUCCUAACUUGUCCAUAGCCCCUCCUUUCUCUAACCCAGUGGUGGUUAGCCAAGCUCCACCUCCAGAACCUGAACCCAUGCAAUUGGGUAUUGCUAAACUCACUGAGGCAGAGAGACAACACAGACGUAAUGAAGGGUUGUGUAUGUAUUGCGGCAAGAAGGGACAUCAAAGAUUUUCAUGUCCAGUUCGGCCGGAAAACUUGCGCACCUAAGGCACGUACGGGGGCCGAUCUUAGGUGUGUAUUUGUCCCCUAAAUUGACUAAGAACCGUUUCCUUGUCAGAGUUACCUUAUCUUUAAGAAGACCACCGUACAGUGUGAGGCUAUGAUUGACUCUGGGGCAGCAGAGAAUUUUCUAGACAAAGAAUUCUCUGCAAAAUUUCUCCUGCCCUUAAGACAGAAAGAGAGACCCAUAGCAGUAGAAGCUAUUGAUGGAAGGCCUCUUACCCAGCCUCUCAUCACAUACAAAACUCUGCCAAUCACUGUCUCAGUGGGUAUUCUUCAUUCUGAAGAAAUGGUUUUUCAAAUCAUAUCUUCACCUACAUGUCCGAUAAUACUCGGUUUCCCUUGGCUCCAGAAACACAAUCCACGUUUAGAUUGGGUUAAAGGAGAGAUUGUGAGUUGGGGUGAGAGAUGCAGAGGUGUUUGCUUAAAGCAGAUGCCACAACCAAUUGGUACCAUCAAUGUUCCCAUUGCACCUCCCCUGACCACACAAAUACCACCGCAGUAUUUGGACUUAAAGGAGGUGUUUAACAAGGUCCAGUCGGAGGGGUUACCACCACAUAGAUCCUAUGACUGUGCCAUAAAUUUAAUACCAGGUACUAUGCCUCCAAAGGGAGGAGUGUAUGAUCUAUCCCCCCAAGAAAACCUUUGUUUAGAGGAGUAUAUUAAGGAUGCUCUCAGAAAGGGCCAUAGGUCCUCCUCACCCGCCGGGGCUGGGUUCUUCUUCGUCUCUAAAAAAGAAGGAGACCUACGCCCUUGUAUAGACUAUAGGGGUUUGAAUAGGAUUACAAUAAAAAAUGCCUGCCCUAUUCCCCUUAUAUCAGAGUUAUUCGACAGGUUGAAAGGAGCUCGAGUCUUCACUAAGCUCAAUCUCAGAAGUACGUACAACCUAGUCAGGAUUAAGGACGGUCACGAGUGGUUGACCGCAUUUAAUACUAGAAUGGGACAUUACGAAUACCUGGUUAUGCCGUUUGGAUUAUGCAACGCUCCAGCGGUAUUCCAGGAUUUUAUUAACGAUGUCCUAAGAGAGUACCUCCACAUGUUCGUUUUAGUGUACCUAGACGACAUUCUCAUCUAUUCUCCAGACCUAGAGACAUAUCAUGAACAUGUGAGAAUAGUACUCAAAACCCUGUUAAAGAACGGUCUCUACUGUAAGCUGGAGAAAUGCCAGUUUGACCAAACGGAGAUACAAUUUCUUGGAUAUGUUAUAUCUCCGUCCGGUUUCAAAAUGGACCCCCGCAAGCUGGAAGCAGUCUUACAGUGGCCGUUGCCCAAGGGCCUUAAAGCUACUCAAUGCUUUAUAGGUUUUGCGAAUUACUACCACAAAUUUAUUAAAGAGUUUUCUUCUGUAAUUUCUCCUAUAACUAACCUAACCAAAAAAGGAGCAAAUUGCAAAUCAUGGCCCAAAGAAGCAAGAGAGGCAUUUGAACAGUUAAAAUCUUUAUUUUCCUCAGCACCUGUCCUGACCCAUCCUGAUCCAACCAAGCCGUUUAUUCUAGAAGUGGAGCCGUUCUGUCUCAGAGAGAAAGUCCUGAUGUGCCUUUACAUCCCUGUGGAUUUUUCUCUCGCAAACUCACACCUGCAGAGAAAAAUUAUGACAUAGGAAAUAGGGAACUUUUGACCAUUGUACUUGCCCUUAAGGAAUGGAGACAUCUCUUGGAAGGUUCCAAAGAGCUACUUUUGAUCUUUACCGAUCAUAAGAAUUUGGCUUAUAUUGGGGACGCUAAGAGAUUGUCCUCUCGUCAAGCUAGAUGGUCAUUGUUCCUCUCCCGAUUCAAUUUCGUAAUUACUUAUAGGCCUGGGACCAAGAACACAAAGGCAGAUGCACUGUCUAGACCGUUUGAGACAGAUGAAGCUCCUAACCAGGAGGUAUUCCCUAUCAUACCUCCAGAAUGCCUCAUUGCCACCACAGUUUCUGAAGUGUCUUCUCCACUCUUCUGUGCCAUAAUAGAAGAUCAAAUUCAGGCACCCGUGGGAAAACCUCCAGAUAAACUGUAUGUGUCACCUCCAUUAAGAAAAAAGGUACUUGCUUUAUUCCAUGAUAAUCUCACAGCAGUUCAUCCUGGAGUCCAUAAAACCCUCUCUGCUAUCUCCAGGAGGUUUUGGUGGUCUAGUCUUAGGAAUGAUAUCAAAGAUUAUGUGGGGGCAUGUCAAAUAUGUGCCGUUUCUAAAGUUCCUCCUAGAUCACCUCCUGGACUGUUACAACCACUGCCCAUACCGAAUGCUCCAUGGACCCAUUUAGCCAUGGAUUUUAUUGUGGAUCUACCCAGUUCAAAUGGGUUUAAUACAAUCCUUAUGGUCAUUGAUAGAUUCUCAAAGAUGGCACAUUUUAUUCCUCUUAAAAAAUUACCAUCUGCUCAAGAUCUCGUUCAGAUAUUCUUGAGAGAGAUUUUUCGGUUGCAUGGAGUACCCAAAAACAUAGUGUCAGACCGAGGUACCCAAUUUAUUUCUAGGUUUUGGCGUUCCUUUUGUAAACAAUUGGGUAUCGAACUCUCUUUUUCGUCAGCAUAUCAUCCCCAAACAAAUGGAGCAGCAGAGAGAGCCAAUCAUUCUUUAGAAUCCUAUUUAAGUUGUUUUACCAAUGCCAGUCAGUCUAACUGGUAUGAGCUCUUACCCAUGGCUGAAUUCGCCAGGAACAACGCGACUCAUGAAUCUUCUAAUCAUAGUCCAUUUUUUGUAAAUCAGGGUUAUCACCCCACAGUUUUCCCUUCUGACUUCUCAGACACGUACAUUCCUGCUUUAAAUACCCGUUUAGAAUCUAUUCAUGAUACUUGGGAUUCCGUUCAUUCAGCUCUGCAAAAGGCUUCAAUACGUGUGAAAGUCCAAGCUGACAAGAAACAGGGUGCCAAUCCUGUCUAUCUUCCAGGUGACAAGGUGUGGUUAUCCACACGCCAUAUCAAACUUAAGGUUCCUUCCAUGAAAUUUGCCCCUCGGUACAUUGGUCCUUUUCGAGACAUUCGACGUAUCAAUCCAGUGACCUAUUCCUUGGCACUUCCUGACCAUAUGAGGAUUGCCAAUUCGUUUCAUGUAUCUUUACUCAAGCCUCUUACUUGCAAUCGCUACACUAGAGUGUCCACUCCUCCUCCACCGCCCUUGGUAGUGGGUGACCAGCAGGAGUACGAAGUUCGUUCUAUAAUGGACUCCAAAAUGUCAAGAGGUGUCUUGUCCUAUCUUGUUGACUGGAAGGGGUAUGGCCUUGAGGAACGUUGUUGGGUUCCUGCUGACCCGGUUUAUGUGCCCCGUCUUGUCCGGUCGUUUCACAACCGCUUUCCCCUCAAGCCGGGUCCUUCUUCAAGUGGGGGUACUGUCGCGGCUGCCGACACGCCGCGUGGCAAGGCUGUGCCUGACCAGCACAGCCUCGCCAACAGCACGAGAUUACCUGCGAGUUGGCGAGCCAACAGCCACUUCCUCGCAUCCUCCGGCCCUCACGCGGCACCUCCGACGUCCUGGAAGCCCCCCGGCCAUGUGAGAGUGGGGUCCUUGCGAGGACCCCACAAUCACAUGGCCGGGGGUAGCUGGCUGCAGCAUUGCCAGCAAGGGGGCUGCCUGUAAUGACAGGUGGUCCCCCUGCUGGCUGAAAAUAAAAUAAAUAGUGUAAAAAAAAAAAAUAAUAUAUACUUAGAUCAUAUAUAUAUGUAACGGCUACCCUGGUGUAGAGAGGGUACCAGCCGUUAGGGACGUCCUUUUCUUCCCGGCAGUCGCUGUGUAGUGCUGAAGUCGCCUAUUCCCUUCUGCUGGAUCAGGAGUGGAAGCCAGGUACAGCUCUGAAAAGAGCUAAGUGAUUAAGCUGCAGAGAUUCCCCUUUCAAGAACGAGACGAGGCUAUGUUUUGAAGGGUCAAGAAGAACUGAGGGUUUAUUGACAGACACUCUGCUUUUAUGUGAUUCUGCCCAUGCAAGGGAGACACCCACAUAAUUAGCAGUACAACCAAUCCAUACAAUAUACAUUCAGUAAAUUCCCUCCCCUCAGAUAACUACAUAACAUAAUUAAAAAGGAAAAAAAAAUUCCCAAAGUUUGGAUGUACCCCAAAUACUUAGGGUACAGACAUAAAUUUGGUAUCCCCAGAUAGCUUGUUUCAGGUACCAACAUAUGUAAAAAUCAGCUCAAUCGGUUCAGCCGUUCGGGAGAUAUGGGACUUAGAAGAUUUGACCGACCGCACGGGCACAGUAGCCGAAAACAGUUCCAUGAAUGCUGGCCCUGCAGUCGGUCUAAGAACGUGGGUAAAAACUCCCGAACGGCCGGCCAUCUGUAUACCAUCCUGGGUUCGCUGAAAUCCCCAUCUGCUGCUGAUUCUUUCUACCGAACGCCCAGUCGUUCGGUAGUUUUGGCGAUGUUUUCCCGAAGGUAUGGAGGUCUCAGCGGUGUUCGCCUGUUUGAGUGUCCGAUUUUAGUUCCAGACAUUCACCGGCAAACACCGCUGUUCGGGAGUUAAAAUGGCCGCGAACGCGUGUAAGUCCCGAAAUGGCGGCUGAGCUUACAGUUCCCAUAGCAUUCGUGCGGUUGAUUUGAAUAAAAGUGCCCAUCAACGAGGGAGGUAAAUUGGCCAUAAUUAGCAGUCAGGGUGGCCUGUUAAAGGCAGGUAAGCAUUCGCAUGGUGAAUGCUUACAAAAAUACAGAACGGCUGUAUAAUCCAUCUGUCCUUUGCAGUCAUACUGUGCUUGUUGUUACAAUAUAUUGGAAGGCAUGGCCUGAAGUUGUGGGAGGGGCUAUAGACCUAUAAAAGGGACUCCCCCCUUUCCCUACUUACCUUUGUUGGUCAGAUGAAUAGACUGUUCAAGGUCAGCAUUUGCAUGAGAUCCACUUCCAGGUCAUACAAGACGCCAUUUUGGUUUCACCUUUGCUCCAUGAGGUCUCCUACUCCAAGCAGUGUCCAGGAAUCAUGCAGCAGGGAUUUCCGUUAAUCCAGUGGCUUUCUCUCUGGUCAGCAUCGCAUUUGGUGUCUCAGGGACUCUCAAACCGUAAGUUGACCCACCUGUCGCGCCAGGAUUAGUUCCCACGGCGUUCAACACAGCACGGGUCCUCACUUUACGGUUUCCUUUCGUUUUGCAUGGUUAUUUCGUUACCUUAUACCAGGGCCGGACUGGGGAUACAAAGCAGCCCUGGAAAAAAAAUUUGUGCCAGCCCCAUAAGUCACUGCGCCAUAUAUUGUCGCCUGUAAUAUGUAAGGCUAUGUCUUGCCAGGACAGAUGAUUGAGUAAUAUAUAUAUAUAUAUAUAUUGCUUUUUCUAAUAUAAAAUAUUGGUCCUUUCAGGGUAAAACGUUUAAUUAUACAGUAACCACUGCAUUUUCACCUAGACACUGACCCCUACCGGUCAUUCGGUGUACUACAGGCAUCUCAGACAUUAUUGUAUUUCAUGUACAACCAACCACUGCAUUUGAGCCUACACACUGACCCCUAUCGGUCAUUCUGUGUACACAGGCUUCUUAGACGUUUUUGCAUUUCAUGUACAAACCAACACCACAAUUUUCAUGUGGUGGUACUGGUACCUAUAGCAUAUACUACAGGCUUUUCAACAUAAUUUGACUUUUCACAAAAAAUUCACUUUAUUUUGCUUACACACACACCCCUUGACAGUCAUUCUUGCUGUACUAAGGUACUUCCGCAACAUUGAUUUGUACUUGGCGCUGCUAAUAGCACUACACACACCCCUACCAUAUUAUUUAAAGCCACUAUGCAUUUCAUGUACAAAUUCCAGAGUCUCAAUAUUUUUGGAAUAUUUGCAUGUUAUGCACGCUUAAACAUAUAAGCUAUCCUUCCAUAUUAUGUAUUGUUCACAUACUUUAGGUUGAUUCAGCUGCCAGUCAUGGUUCCCUGCAGGCUUCAUGUUUCGCUGAUGACAGUUGUAUCUCCAUCAUCACACAUGAUAUAACACUCCCGACAAGUUAAUCUCCUUCAAACAGGGGCAUUACAAGCAUACAAUAAACAUUGGGAUGGAGCACUUUGCUCUAUUAAACUUGCAUAACACACAUAUGGGUAUAUGCUUUUAAAUGUCUAUAUAUUCAAUUUUCAUACAUUGUUUUACCCGUCUGGAAUGCAGGUAUUAAUAACCCUUUCAACCAGUAAGGGUAUCUAAUCAUACUACCAGGUACAUACACCUGCUCAUGUGGUAUAUACAUACAUUUUCUGCUUCCCCCUGGGUAUAUCCUUAGCGUACUGGCAAUUAGGGACUAUAGGUUUCCAAUAGGUAUUUUCCUUUCUUGGCAUCUACGCCUGUCGUAUAGUGGUCCCGCGAGGCCAACACUCCGCCUCAACGCUCUGAGGCAAACACCCAUCGGGCCACUCGUGAGCUAGCCGCCUCGCAUGGUAUAUAGAGAGGGCCUCACCUGUCACUCCCUUCCCCUUUUUUAUGAUUACAGUCACCGAGAGGCCAACAUCCUGCCGCUACGUUUGGUGGAUUUAUCUCUACCUAACACUCCAGCUAGAGUCAACACACUUUCACUUGGAGAUGUUGCUAGUCCCACAGGACAACUUUGUCCUAACACAGCGGACGAUCACGUUUCAGGCUCCAGGCUCUAGCACCUCUGGUAGUACAUAGAGAACUACCAGAGACAAAUUGGGUCGUCUCAUUCUCUUUGGCAAAUCCCAGAUUUGCUACAAUUUCCAUGUUGGAACAUGUAGUUUCAGUGCAUGCAGACUGUUGCAGAUAUGUUCCCAAUGUGUCAGGGCACAUGCAAAACCAUGUGUCCCAAUAAAUGUACCCUGAACCUUACUUCUGUAAACAUUAUGCAUUUCCAGUACUUUCUAACUCCUCACACUUCCAGACAUUUAGUUUAUUUCCUAAUCUCCGAUUUUAAAGGCCUUCUGUUAAGGUAUUGCCAUAUACUUUUGGGGGAAUCUAGAAUGCCCUAACUUGCAGUCAUCACAGCAGCAUCCAACAGCUGGCAUUACACUCAUGGCCCAAGAAAUGGCAGAAAGAUUUCUACCUGGGCCUCUCCGAUCUACACCAUUUACAGUGUGGCGCAAUCCCAUUGGGAUUGUCACAGGGAAUCUUCCCUCACACUGUAACUGAUCAUACCCUCCGAGGAGUUUUCAUUACAGUAUGCCACCAUUGUUCAUACCAUUACAACUAUCACUCAAGCAGGGAGGGGAAGCCUGGUUAAGUAAAACUGAUAUCACAAACGCAUUUCAGACUGCUACCAUCCACCCUGCACUGGCACUUACAGGGCAGUUAUGGGCAGCAGUUAUAUAUUUCUUAUCCCGCUUAACUUUCGGGUCAAGAGCAGCCCACAAUCUUCAAUAUAUUUGUUGUACUCUUUACUGGUUGUGGUUAAACAUAUCCAGAUGCCCCACAGUCAUACACUCCUGAGAUGAUUUCUUGUUGGUCAAAGGGAAUGCCUUUCCCUCUAGAAGCUUCAAGGAAGCCAUUAGUAUGUCUGAACACUUGGGUGUCCCAGUAUUCCAUAAAGUCACAGAAGACCCAGACACUACCGUUACAUUCCUGGGCAAACAACUUGACUCGGCAUCCAUGCCAACAAGUUACCACGCGAGAAAUAGGAACAGUCGCAACAACACCAAUUACCACCUCCUGUUUGGUACUUGCAACCACAUGGAACUACAAUCCCUACCAGGUUCCUUAAAUUUUGCCAUGCGCAUCAUACCGCAGGCCACGCUUUCAUCUCAGACCACUCUGCUUUUUCCUCCCUCCCGAAUGAUGAUCAGGGGCUGUCCCUAGAAUACCAAGCCAUGGCAGACCUACACAUAUGGUGGACUUUCUUAACCACACGUAAUGGCAAACUAUUGUUGCAGCAGCCGUGACAGCCGCCAUGGCAGGGGGGUCAUUUAUGGUCAAGGUCAUGGAUUACAUGAACCUCGCCAACAUAGCCGGGCUAUGACUAAACUGGCCUUGUCCACCAGCACUCAACACGCUUGCUACAGGGUUUUCCACUUUUACAAUAUGUUUAAUGUCGGACUAUCACUUAGAUAGCUGGUUUGAGGUUUCACCACGUAUGGCCUUCGCCUAUUUUUGCCACCUUAAAUUAAUAAUUCUCGCACAACAUGGUUAAACUUUAUCUCACGGGCAUUCAACACUAUACGUAUUUCUCUUUCCCAAACAACAAGGGUUCCUAUCCUCCUACCCCAUCCAUACCUUACUUAGAGACAUGGCCAAGCGGACGUUCCCGCAAACACUAAAUACUGGCCAUAGACAUACAAUUUUCAAACCAUGUCAGAACCACUCGACCAUGCACUUCCGAGCCACACACCAAUGCAGUUAUCAAAACUGCUACCUAUCUAGCCUCUAACGGCUUUCUCAGGCCAAAACAAUAACUCACUAUCAGCGGCCAACAUCAUAAACAAGAGUGCCUGUUGACCUCUUAUCUUCUAAAACACACAGACCACUAUGUCCGGUCCCUUCCUAAAACUAAGAUGAGUCAGAGGGCCGAGCCAGUGCUUAUAACCUACUACCUUACAAGCAAUGCUGGGUGCCCGGUUAAGGUACUGAUUACGUUCUUGGGCACGCCACCAUACACACCACUGAACCAUUACUGUCGCUGUACGAUACUGUCCUUACCACAGUUCAUGCACUAUGUCCACCUACUCAUUCACCAGGCUCUAACUAAACCCUAGCGACUACUUUAGGAUAGGAGCAGCUUACAGAGCCUAUAGCCAAGACAUACCCACACACGUUAAGACACGGGGCCGUUGGGAAUCAUAGGCUUAUGCGAUUUACAUACCACAGCCGAUUCAGGAAUUGGGAAGCUUUCAUUAAAAUGUCUAACUGAUGGUUAACAAAUGCACUACGAUCCUGUAUAAUGUUUUGCAUUAAUAUGUCUCUUUUUGCCCACUUUUUACCGGCCUACAGCAUACGUCGGUUUCGGCACACCUCAACCGAUUAUUCCAAAGCUACAUCUCUACAACCCAUCUUAUUCUAUAUCAUAUGAGAAUGCCCCGAACACAAAUUGGAAGGCAUGGCCUGAAGUUGUGGGAGGGGCUAUAGACCUAUAAAAGGGACUCCCCCCUUUCCCUACUUACCUUUGUUGGUCAGAUGAAUAGCCCCACCCUCCACUCCCAUUGUUCAUAUUUCCUCUAUGUAAGCCCACUUUUUACCGGCCUACAGCAUACGUCGGUUUCGGCACACCUCAACCGAUUAUUCCAAAGCUACAUCUCUACAACCCAUCUUAUUCUAUAUCAUAUGAGAAUGCCCCGAACACAAAUAUUAUAUAUAUAUGAUCUAAGUAUAUAUACACAUAUACAUACACACAUGUACACUGUCUAGGUGUAUUUUACUAUUAAUAUAUAUAUAUAAUAAUAUAUAUAUAUAUUAAUAUCAAAUUACACGUAGACUGAUACUGAUUAAAUAUAUAUAUAAUUAUUGUUAUAUAUAUUUAUAUAUAAUAUAAAAAAAAUGUAAAUACGUAAAAAAAUAAAAUAAAAAAAAUAAUUAAUUAAAAAAUAUAUAGAUGUGUGUUAUUUCGUUCUAACUGUAUUGUGAAAUUAAUAUAUAUAUAUAUCAAAAUACACGUAGAACGAAAUAAUAUAUAUAUCUAUAUACAUAAAUUUAUAUGUAUAUAUCACUAUAUAUAUACCUAUAUAUAAAUAAAAAUAUUUUAAAAAAAUUGUAUAGAUAUAUACAUAUAUAUACACAUACGUAUAGAUAUACAUAUAUUAAUUCUACAUAUAUAUUUAUGUAAUAUUUUUAUAUAAUUAGGUAUCUUAAUUAAUUACAAUUAGCGGGACCUGCCUGACAACCCAUGCCGAAAGUAAAGGGAAUUUAAUUUGCUAGCACUAUAUUUAACCCUAUAACUUUCCAAGACACCAUAAAACCUGUACAUGGGGGGUACUGUUCUACUCGGGAGACUUCGCUGAACACAAAUAUUAGUGUUUCAAAACAGUAAAAUGUAUUACAACGAUGAUAUUGCCAGUAAAAGUGAAGUUUUUUGCAUUUUUCACGCACAAACAGCACUUACACGGACAAUAUUAUUGCUGCGAUACUUUUUACUGUUUUGAAACACAAAUAUUUGUGUUCAGCAAAGUCUCCCGAGUACAACAGUACCCCUCAUGUACAGGUUUUAUGGUGUUUUCAAAAGUUACAGCGUCAAAUAUAAGGCUUGUGUUUCAUUUUUUUCACAUUAAAAUUCGCCAGAUUGGUUACGUUGCCUUUGAGACCCUAUGGUAGCCCAAGAAUGAAAAUUACCCCUAUGAUGGCAUACCAUUUGCAAUAGUAGACAACCCAAGGUAUUGCAAACGGGGUAUGUCCAGUCUUUUUUAGUAGCCACUUAGUCACAAACACUGGCCAAAAUUGGCGUUUUUUGCAUUUUUCACACACAAAUAAAUACUAACGCUAACUUUGGCCAGUGUUUGUGACCAAAUGGCUACUAAAAAAGACUGGACAUACCCCAUUUGCAAUACCUUGGGUUGUCUACUAUUGCAAAUGGUAUGCCAUUAUGGGUGUAAAUUUCAUUCCUGGGCUACUAUACAGUCUCAAAGGCAACGUAACCAAUCUGGCGAAUUUCAAUUUCAAAUGUAACGUGCUAUAUUUGACCCUGUAACUUCCCAAAACGCCAUAAAACCUGUACAUAGGGGGUACUGUCUUACACGUGAGACUUUACUGAAUACAAAUAUGUGUAUUUUAUUGCAGUAAAAGCAAACAGUAUUAUGACAUUGACAGUUAAAAUGUCAUGUAGAACUAAAAAAAUUAAAAAAAUCUUAUUUUCUCCCAUUUUUUUCAUAUUAAAUUAUGUUUCAUAGCUAAAUAUUUGAUAUUAAAUGAAAGCCCUGUUUCCCCUGAAUAAAAUGAUAUAUAAUAAGGGUGGUGCAUUUACUAUGAAAGAGGUGAAUUACGGUUGGACAGACAUGUAGCGCAAAUGCCAGGUUUUGUUUACAUUUUGUUUUGUUCACAACGUGUACAUUUGGCUCCGUCCUUAAGGGGUUAAUUGAACAGGUCACGUGUAUAAACAGUGUAUGAGGCUAGAAUUUGUGUAGAAUGUGUGGUACCUUUAGAGCACUUUACAGGUCAAUAUUUAUAAAGUGGAGGAGGCUUUAACAAGCCAUCAUUCUAUGACACAGGAUGGGUUUUGUUCUCCUCAAGAGUAUCAGAAAAUCUACAAAGUCACACAGGGGGCUCCUUAUAACUCCUACAGGAGGGGAGAACCAAACUUUCAAAAUGAACUAUUUUACUUCAAAAAAAAUAACAAACACAAAUGUGGCACCCUGUGUUUCCAUUUAACAUUUAAUUGUCAGUAGAUGUAAAACGCCAUUCCAUUAUGUUCAGGAGAAAAUUUUAGUAUAAUUAUGUCAAACCAUAUGCUUUUUUUUUUUUGACAUGUUGGAUACUUGUUGUUUAAAGUUUGUGGCUUUAAAGUUUGCGAUUGUGAAUGACAGACUUUAAAAGAAGAGUAAGACAAUUUUUAAAACACAUGGUUUGGGUUAACUGAGGUCAAAAUGUCACCUACCAGGGGGUUAAAUACAUAAAAUGUGAAGGGUUUCACAAGAGAGGCAGCUCCUGUAUUUUCCGGCAGCUUUUAACAUUCUACAGUAUAGAUUAUAUAAUGUGACUACUCAAUUUAUGGUGAGUUACAGAUAUUAAUGGCAUUGGUAAUCAUACUAGUUCAUAGGACACUAUAAAUGAAAGUAUUGUACUAGACUCCUUUGAAGUAAAACGUGUAUUAUAUACCAGAAAAUGUUAUGUAACAGCCUGCUCUGUUUUUGAGAGUUAUCUAAAGUAAUACAGCAAUAUUUCAGGGCAUGAAUUCCAUAUUUCAAUGUGCUGAAAUUAUAUGUGUGUAUAGUCAGUACAGUGCCAAGCACUAACCAAUUCAUAUAGGUUGUUUAGAACAUUUCUUGCUGUAUAAACAAGUCAGUAUUGUUAACAAAAAAAUAAUAAAUACUGAAGUAAACUGAAAGUAUUUAGGCAAAAUUAGCCAAGCUGUGACUUUUGGAGAUUUUUUGAUGUCAGAUAUUUUUUCCUACAUUAUGUAGUUCGGUUUUCAGUUCACUGUAUUUCAGUGUUUAGUGAGUAAACUCAAAUGUUAUCAUUACUUUUAUUUAAAUAGAGCCAACAUAUUCAGCUAUGCUGUGCAGAGGUGAAAUAAGGAUUGGCAAAGGUUGUAGACAGGACAAUAUCAAUAAUGGCUUCCCUGCCUGCCCAUAAGUUUAAAAUGUAGCUAUGAUUAGUAGUAAUUUUAUACAGGGGUCAAGUCCUGGGUAAAAAAGUGUGGGAACUCACCCAAGAUCCACCCCCCCACCCAAAAGCAUCUUCACCUGUGUACCUCUUAACCCGCCUUUUACUUCUCAUCCCUUUUUUAAAAAAUGUCUUCCCCCUUAGUGUAUCUUAUACCUUAUUUUUCCCCAUUGUGUUUCUUACACCUCCAUUGUGUAUCUCUUGCAACCCCCCUUUGUGUGUCUCUUUCCCUCCCAGCCCCUUUGUGUUUUUUACUCUUACCAGCUCCUUUGUGUGUUUCUCUUUUACCACCAGCCUGUCUAUGUCCCCCCAGUCCCUCUGUGUCUCUUUUUCCUCUUCUCAAGCCCCUCUGUGUUUUUCACCCCCAGGCAUAGUGUUCUUCGUCCCUCCCCUGUCCCAUAAUGUUCUUUCCCCCCUCCCCUGUCCCAUAGUGUUCUUUCCCCUCUCCUCACCUCUCCCAUAGUGUGCUCUCCCCCAUCCAAUAGUGUUCUUCCACCCCCAUCUCAUUCUGUUCCUUACCACCCUCCCUCCCCUGUCCCAAAGUGUUCCUUACCACCCCCCUCCCCUGUUCCAUAGUGUUCCUUACAAACCCCUCCCUGUUCCAUAGUUUUCUUCUCCCCCCCCUCCUCUGUCCCAUAGUGUUCUCCUUACCACCACCCCCUGUCCCAUAGUGGCAUCCUUAUCAGCCCCCCUCAACCUGUACCAUAAUGUUCUUUCACCCCCGUCCCAUAGUGUUCUCCUUACCACCCCUCUCCCCAUCCCAUAGUGUUCUUCCUUAUACUUCCUCCCUCUGUCCCAUAGUGUUCUUCUUUACCACCCCUCCCGUCCCUUAGUGGCCCCCCUCAACCCCCCAUGGUUCCUACCUCUCUUUGUAGUGUGGGUGAGCGGAACAGACCACAGUACAUGAGAUUCAGUUUUCUGUCCCCGGCUAGACUGACAGGAAGUGUUCUCUCAGUGAGCACUUCCUUUCAGUCCGGCUGGGUAUACCUCCUGCCAGUCACUCUGAUCUAGCGCCCCCCAUGCCAGUGAGCCCUAUGGUGGCUGCUUGUGCCACCUUAUGGAUUCGCUGGCCCUGCCUGCAGGACUAGUAACGGGAACAGGGUUCCUGCUGUGGAAAAAGUGCAGGAACGCCAUUCUCAUGCGUUCCUGCAGGACUCGAGCCCUGCUUUUAUACAACACACAUAGCAAGAAUGUUUGAGAUCCUAAUAAGAGCAAUUAUAACGCAUGAAUGCAUGGUAUAAUGGAGAGAAUGAUAAAGAAUGUUAGAUGGGCAGGGGUAGGCAGGCUAAGGGCCUUAUAUGGCCUGCCUCCUGCAAUUAUUAUUGCCCAUAUUUGGGAGGAUAUGCACAGCCCUCCUGCAGGCACUUCAGCCAGUAUGCACAAGGCAUGCUGUACUGUCUUUCUCUCAUCCUGCCAUUAAUAUCUGUGAACAGUACAUGUUGAACACAACAUGUCAUUUGUUAUUUUUACUGCCCCAUAAGAUCAAUAUUAAAUUUGACAUUUACCUUCUUUCUCUUUCUGCUCUGUUUCUUCAGGUUGUCCGUCCUUCCAACCACGCCACCAUUCAAAGUAUUGUGAAAGCUGUAGGCAUCAUUCCUGGAGUCCCAGAGCCAUGCUGUACCCCUGAAAAGAUGAACUCACUCAGUGUCCUUUUUUUAGAUGAGACUCGCAAUGUGGUGCUUAAAGUGUACCCCAAUAUGUCAGUGGAGAGCUGUACCUGCAGAUAGUGAGGGUUGAUUCAUACUCUCUUCCCUCAGAGUCUUUCAGCAACUCAAAUGGGUCCUGGACUGUGAAGGCCCUUACGAUUUUAUCUUCCUCUCGUUCUUAAGCCCACCACCAGUGCAGCAGGCUUAUGUUCUUCUCCACAAUACUUAUUUAGUCAGCAAGGCAUUGCUGGAGAAGAAUGCAUCUCAUUAGGGGAUACAACAAGGUAUUCAGAUAAGGCCUACACAAUGAGAUUAGAAACAGGAGGUAUCAUUUUUGGUGCAAGGUAUUUGUAAUUACCGCCCUGACCUGGCAAUAUGGAUAAAAUACAUCAUUUCACCCUGCAUGCAGCCAGAGACAAAAAUAAUGCCAGAUUUUUAUUGUUUUACUUUAUUUUUUACUGUAUUUUUAUGAAAUAAUUACAAAAAUGUAUUUUUAAUAUUAAGCUGUAAUGCAAUAAUAUAUUCAGAAAAAGUAGAAGUCAGUUUAUUUGUGUGUAAAAAUUCUAAGCUAUAUUAUAUCACUAUGUGCAUCUAUUAAGUACACUAGGUAACUUUACUUUUGGCCUCACAAUAUUUGUAAAUGAUUUCAUAAAAAAAAAAAAAAAGCCUAAAACCACUGAAAAAUGAGUCCACAGUGAUGUAAACACUUGCAAAAGAUAUGGAAGCCAUACAUGAGCUGCUAAAAAUUAUUAUAUUGAUCUUUAUGAUCAAGAAUGAUCUCUAUAAAAUGCAUGCCAGAACAGUCAUGACAUCGACAAGUGUUAAACACAUAUAGAUGUUUACUGAAAACAAUGUAUUGUACCCAGCUUGAUUUGUGCUGUUCCCAACUCAUUACUUCUCCUGUUUCUCACACUUUAUACAAGCUAAAUAGGAAGCCUUCUCCAAAUGAUAUCAACUAUUUAAUAUCCUUCACUGUUAUAGGCUGUCUGAGUUCUAAACAAUGAAUUUUGUUUCCUCUUAGGUAGAUUAGAAUGCCAAGUGACAGAAAGAGAAGGAUGCAGGAAUUAUAUUUUUUAUUUUCUUCUUUAAAGUGCCGUAAAAAGGAUGGUUCUGUCCGAAUUAAGGUUAUAUUUAAUAAAUUAAUGAAAAAGCAUCCAUCAUAUGUGUUAAAUAUGGAACCUUAUAUCUUAAUACUAUUGUCAUGCUAGGUAAUCAAUGGUCAGGUAUCUCCAAAUCAAUGUGGAAUAUGGAUUGGUAACCACAGAUUAUUCAACUUGGAAAAUCAACACCAUCACCUUGAAAUUCAGAAACUGUGAUAAAAUAUCAGACACAUUAGGGGUUAUUUGUUAAACUCUAAAUUGUAGAAAAAUAAAAUCUGAAACUGCAAAAUUGAAGCUAAAAUGCCAAAGAUGUGCCUGUAAAUGGAAUUGAUCAUUUUUACAGAUAAGCUAUCUUUGUCUAAAGUUUGUCAUAUGAAAGCAGAUUUAAUAUAAUUCGGAGCUUAGUAAAUAACCUUGUCUGGUAAGCAGUUCCAUUAUGUGUUCAAGUUUAAAGAAUAAGUCAUUGGAUUUUCAUAAAUCACGUAACCAGAUCUUUUUAUAAUACUUAUUGCUAUUGCACUACAGAAUGUCAAUAAUGCUUUUGGUUAAGUAGUAUUCAAGUGUUGUUAUGUCAGUUCUGCUACACAACACAGCUCUUUUUCAGUUUAAUAUGUUAGUGUAAUGAUGUUAUCAUGAACAAUUUGCAACAAAUCAAGAGAAUACUACCUAUCAGCCAAAAUUAUCUCUUAAACUGUCACUUCCCAGGAUUUGUAAUAUUAUUUUUACGAAUACCACAUAUUUAGCAAAUAUGUUUUUCACAAAAUUGAAAGUAGAAAUCUAGGAUAGUUGUCCAUACCACUAUGUUACAAAUAUGAUUUCAUUAAGUUAAUGAAGGCUUAUUGAUAUUGCAACAAACAUUUUUUUUAUUUUUUAUUUAAACACUAUUCACUGAACAUUGAUGUUCCAUGCUGUCAUGACAAUUUGUUUUGUGCUGACCUCAUGCCAGCAUUCAAUAUCCGGAUUAUUUUGCCUCUUGAGAGAAGCCUUCUGUUGCUCAAUAUGUUGGAUGUUUCAUGUCAUCAUAAGCCUUUAAAUACCAGUCAUUGAGUUCUAUUGACAGAGCAAGGGUUAAAAACUGCUUAAUGAAUAACAUUUGUCCCAUAGACUUCAAAGAAAUAACUACUAGUCAACAAAUAGAGUAAACACUUACUUAGCUAAAAUAAUCCAGCAACAGAUUAGGAUGGCAAAUACUGUCAUUGGUCCUUAGCGAGUUAAGAUCCAAGUUUUAUCAGACGUUGUCCCAAUACAGUAUCACAGUGGCCAAACAAAACUCUUAUAUUCUACCAAGAUAAGUAUCUAUGCAAUUCAAUCGAUACGUGAUUUACCAAUUUUAUUUGGAUAGAUCUAAUGUUUUCAAAAAACCUAGCAAGGUUAUUCACUAAAGUGAGCAUUAUCAGGAAUUCAAAGUGAAUUAAUUGUAGUCGAACUGGAAUAAUUCAGUUUCAAUUUCAGUUUAGCUAUUUUAGCCUUAAAUUUGAAAUUAAUUUUGAAUUCCUGACAAUGUUCCCCUUAGUGAUUAACCCUGCUAGGCUUUUAAAAAAAUUAAAAAAGAAAUACUUCUAUCCAAACAAAAUUAGAGUUCAGAAUUUAGCAGGACCCAGAAGCGGCAGGUCUUUAGACUAAGUCAGCAAAGUCCAAGCAAUUGAUGAAUUCUGCUGUGUCUGAAAGCUGAGUAUAGAGUAGUUGCUACCAAGUCAGCAUUAGUGAAUGUAGGACCUUAUAACUACUAGCUUUUCGUCAUCAGAACAUAUGAGGAGUUUACUGCAGGAAGUUUAUUCUUUGUUUCAGAUAUCUCUCUGGGUUGCGUGGAUUAUUUGUAACUCUCCCCCUCUGUUUUUAUUGUUCUUAUGAUAUGUAUAUUUAUGUUGUUCAAACCAGUUUAUGUAAAAUAUUUUUAUAUUAGACUUGUGUAU